AUGCCCGAGGCAAAAAGAGUCAUUCUGCGACUUGCAGAGACUGAUAUGAAUUACCUUGAUCCUUAUGAGCCAGUUCGGUUAUAUCUCGAGAAAACCAACCAAUCGCUCCAAGACCUGGACGACAAUCAUCAUUUCAUUCAUAUACAACCUCCAAACCCUGAGAUUCCCCAAGUCAAGCCGAAAAUACAUGUCGUGAUUGAUUUUGAGAAAGAAAAGUUUGCAGGCUCAACUCUGAAAGGACAUCCCGAUUUCCCUCACGAGUUUUAUCGCCUUCAUCGCGACGGGGAUGAAUUGUAUGUGGAUACCUCUGGUCCAUAUUACCUUGCUAAUGUCGAUUAG
Molecule: messenger RNA, 339 nt
Organism: Penicillium verhagenii
Lineage: Eukaryota; Fungi; Ascomycota; Eurotiomycetes; Eurotiales; Aspergillaceae
Exons: 1
Coding region: 1-339 (112 amino acids)
Source: RefSeq, a predicted model, not a curated record